This is a messenger RNA of Macrosteles quadrilineatus (aster leafhopper), 459 nucleotides long. RefSeq lists its product as uncharacterized. Lineage: Eukaryota; Metazoa; Arthropoda; Insecta; Hemiptera; Cicadellidae. The transcript has 3 exons. The record is from RefSeq and is a predicted model, not a curated record. The coding region runs from base 118 to 450 and encodes 110 amino acids.
UGAAAUGUAAAAAUUUUGCGUUGGCUUAGUUUAGGUUAUACAGCUUAAAUUCUUGUAUCAAAAGAAAAUUAUAAGGAUAACUUUGAAGGUACUUCAAAUUAGAAAUACGGACAAAGGAUGGACCACAAGGAGUUUGUGAAGCAGAUGCAAGACACGCACAAACAGCUGAUCGACGAAGACAAGCAAGUAACGUCACAGCUGGCGGACAUGGAGGCCAAGUUUGACACGGAGAACAAACUGACGACAUCAGACUUCAACGAGAUCUACGGCGAGAGUGUGAAAAACUUCCGCUUGGACUUUGGAACUGUCUGUGAGAAAGGACGGGACGAGAUCCUUAAAGAGCUCCCAAAAGCUAAAAGACUUUGUCAGAAGAAGAAGAUUGCCCAGGAGUAUCUUACCUGUGUGGAGAUGACUCGUCUAAAGGCAGCUCAGAGAGCGCAGCAAAACUGACACUGAGAC